Messenger RNA from Echinostoma caproni, 477 nucleotides. Lineage: Eukaryota; Metazoa; Platyhelminthes; Trematoda; Plagiorchiida; Echinostomatidae. The record is from the annotation of a GenBank genome assembly.
AUGGCAGGGAUACCGGGGCACGCGACCAUCAAGCGCACCUUCAGGGAGGUUGCGCCAAGUUCGAUAUUGGUCAGAUUCCGUAACCCGAGGCACCAAGACUACCUCCUGUCCGCGAGGAGUAAAUUAUUGAAGCUCACCAAGGGUAAAAUAUAUGUAGAGCCAGGCCACCUGGUCAAGGGAAACCACAGGGCUACCAGGUCAAAUGACAGAAUAGGGGAGUCCAGCACCAGUAAAUUGGAACAGGUAGGGGUUAGGAUCCAACUAUCCCGACUACCUAAUCGCUCUCAAAAGCUGGCACUGGGGAGACGAACGGUUCAUCCAAUACCUAUUGGGCUCGACCGACCCAAACGUUUCAGUGAUGCUACUGGACGUGCGGUCAAAAACCAGACCAUUUUAACAAAAAUUGAACGAGCUCUUGGGGUUAAAUUGCGAGGUAAAGACAAAGGACAGCCCCUGGGUGGACCGAAGAAGAAAUGA